This is a messenger RNA of Melanotaenia boesemani (Boeseman's rainbowfish), 3935 nucleotides long. It is a transcript of the gene oxsr1b, whose product is annotated as oxidative stress responsive kinase 1b. Gene Ontology annotation, biological process: protein phosphorylation. Bases 430 to 1959 code for a protein of 509 amino acids. NCBI's taxonomy places the organism in Eukaryota, Metazoa, Chordata, Actinopteri, Atheriniformes, Melanotaeniidae. The transcript is spliced from 17 exons. Gene Ontology annotation, molecular function: protein serine/threonine kinase activity; ATP binding. The record is from RefSeq and is a predicted model, not a curated record.
CAGCGCCUCGCGUUUGAAAGGAUAUAUUGACGUGUCACACACGUGACAGCCAUUUAAUGGUUCCGUGUAGUUUUACAUAAAAUACACGAAUUGUCUCAAUUUGCCUUUUAACGGCCGCUCAGUCUCCGCCAGCAAUCUACAAAAAUUAAAUUCUACCAACUGACCACAGCAGCACUGCGGCGCUCGUGCGGUGUACCACAUUCAAUAUGUCCGCCACGAAGGUCCACAUUUGCUCAGGAGGAAUGCGGUAGGCGGGGCUGCUAGGCUAGUAUCAAACUUUGGGAAUGACAGGAGUGCUGCAGGAUUCGCAAAGAAGGAGAAGUGUCGCCCUUGUUGGCUCUCUUUGGAUUACUUUGACUCCUUUUCACGCUCAGUUUCUGGAUUCACCACCUUUCCACAGAUAGUUCGCUCUCAGCAGAUUCUUCAGUCAUGUCGGAGGACCUGAGCUCCCAACCCUGGUCCAUCAACAAAGAUGAUUAUGAGCUGCACGAGGUGAUUGGGAGUGGGGCCACAGCAGUGGUUCAAGCAGCUUACUGUAUACCACGAAAGGAGAAGGUGGCCAUCAAGCGGAUCAACCUAGAGAAGUGCCAGACCAGUAUGGAUGAACUCCUGAAAGAGAUUCAAGCCAUGAGCCAGUGCCACCACCCCAAUAUUGUGUCUUACUACACUUCCUUUGUUGUAAAAGAUGAGCUGUGGUUGGUUAUGAAGCUACUCAGUGGUGGCUCAGUGCUGGAUGUGAUCAAGCAUAUCAUCUCACGAGGAGAGCACAAGACGGGCGUCCUGGACGAGGCCAGCAUAGCCACUGUGUUGAAGGAUGUGCUUGAGGGCUUGGAGUACCUACACAAGAAUGGACAGAUCCACAGAGAUCUUAAAGCUGGAAACAUUCUCCUUGGAGAUGAUGGUUCAGUGCAAAUUGCAGACUUUGGCGUCAGUGCCUUUCUAGCUACAGGUGGUGACAUCACCCGAAACAAAGUGCGCAAGACGUUUGUGGGAACACCAUGCUGGAUGGCUCCUGAGGUCAUGGAGCAGGUGAGGGGUUAUGAUUUCAAAGCAGAUAUAUGGAGUUUUGGGAUCACAGCUAUAGAGCUGGCUACAGGAGCUGCACCUUAUCACAAAUACCCACCAAUGAAGGUUUUGAUGCUGACACUGCAAAAUGACCCACCAGCUCUGGAAACUGGCAUCACAGACAAGGAGAUGGUAAAGAAAUAUGGCAAGUCCUUCAGGAAGAUGAUCUCCCUGUGUCUACAGAAGGACCCAGAGAAAAGACCAACAUCCUCAGAGUUGUUGAAACAUAAAUUCUUUCAGAAAGCAAAGACCCAUGAGUACUUACAUGAAAGGUUACUCCAGAGGGCGCCCACAAUAACAGAGAGAUCAAAAAAGGUGCGUCGAGUGCCAGGUUCAAGUGGUCGGCUGCAUAAAACGGAAGAUGGCGAAUGGGAAUGGAGUGACGAUGAGCUCGAUGAAGAAAGUGAAGAAGGCAGACUAGCUGUUGCGGCUUUAAGGUCACCAAGAGUGAAGGAAGCAUCACAGAAUUCAGAGAUUUUCCAGACUCCUGAGCCUUUAAGUAGUCAACUCCAGCCGAUGGCCACAGGUCAGGCUGAACUACCUCAGGCUGCAGGCCAAGUUCCUCUGCAGCCCACACCAGUAAUCACUCAACCCGAUGUUAAUGCUCCCAUUAGUUUGGUAUUAAGGUUAAGAAAUUCAAAGAAGGAGCUGAAUGACAUCCGCUUCGAAUUCAUGCCUGGGAGAGAUACAGCAGACGGCGUGUCCCAGGAGCUGGUGUCGGCAGGCCUGGUGGACGGGAUGGACUUGGUAAUAGUUGCUGCAAACUUGCAGAAAAUAGUUGAGGAGCCUCAAGCCAAUAAAAAUGUCACUUUCAAACUGGCUUCUGGAAUCGAGGGAUCUGAAAUACCAGAUGAUGUCAAGUUGAUGGGCUUUGCUCAGCUCAGCAUUAGUUAAACUGUUGUUCUACCUGGGACCGUGACUUGCCUAUAAAAUGUGAAAAUUAAAAAAAAAAUAUAUAUAUAGUUUCAUGCAUUCUUUUUUUCUUCCCAUGGCUGUAAAGAAACCACUACUGCCAAAGAAAACAACCAUUUUGCCACCCAUAGGAAUUUAUAAUACCGCCUUGUUGAAUUAGGUGGUCAGCUGAAAUAUCAGAACACCAAGUUUGAGAAUCACUCAAAAGUUUACAGUGUAUCUGAAGAAGGAUGCGCGCAUACAGCAAACCAUCCAUUUACCAUUCUGGUUUCCCUCAUUCUGUUAGUUUUUAUCUAAUAUGUGAUGCAUUUGCACAAUCUAAACUAACGCCCUUGAUAAGUGUAACAAUGCCUUAUAUUCAUCAGAACUACUGAAUGCACGUUGUUGAGGACUUCCCCAGUUACCAUGUGGAGCAUUAUGUUUGAAAUGCACAAACGUGGCUUCAGCUGCUGGUGUUAAACUUGUUCCUUUCUCUUGAAAGGAGGUGAAUUAGACCAAGAUGUGAGCUAAAACAUAUUUCUAACAAGUAAAUGUCAGAUUUUUUUCCCUCAAUAUAAUCAGCAAAUCCUACAACAGGACCCAUUUUCAUUGGCAGAUUUAUAUACAUUUAUUGCUGAGUUUUAUAGCAGCAGGAUGUUUGCUGAACCUCAAUAAGUUUGUUGAUCAUAAUGAAGGACAUAAAUUAGUUUUUAAUAAAGGUUUAGAGGCAUGUGAGACAAAACAAUAGACUAUAAUAGACAGAUGACAAUAUGAUCAGGUUGCUGUUGCUCCUAUUACAAUAAAAAGACAAAAAACUGAACUGUGUUGGUUAAAAAGGAAAAAGGAAUCCUUACUGAUUUUUACCAGUAUCAAUGAGCCAUUUUUUUUAUUUUUGGAGUUAUCAUAGUAGUCGUUAAAAUAAAAUCAGAAGCCCUGCAAAGAAAAUCUAGCAGCAUUUUUUCUUUUUGUGAUUAUUUAGUGAAGUAAAAGGUUUUCCAGCAGCUGAAGCCACGCGUCUGUCUGGUAUUAAAAUCGGUUUCACAAAUUCUUUAAGAAAACAAAACAUACUUAAGUGCAUAUUUGUUUAUGUGAAUGAAAAAUAAGUACUUGAUUUGACCUCUAGUAUGUAAAUAAUGACUUUUGGCUUUGAUUUGUUUUUAUACUCUGUAUUUCACUCUGCCUUUUUUUCCCUUGUCUCAUGAUACGAUUGUGGGUUGAAGCGAGACGACGCUGCGUAUUUAGCUUUGAAUUCCCUCCUGACUGUCGCAGAUGACGCUCAUUCACCUUUACGCUUCAAAUAUUUUUCUGCUUUUAAUGUUUGGGUUUUUUUUGCCUUUGAAGAUUUUGAUUAUAUUUUUACCACAGAGACACACAUAGCUUCCCCCACCACCACUCAUGAACCAACGUAGUGGAGCCUGUUUACAGUCGCUAGUUCUUUUAACCUGUGCAUCAGGCAACAAAACUGCUUUGCCAUCAAUUAAAAAAAAGAAAAAAAAGGCUAAAAUAAAGAAAACCCCAGCUGUGAUUGUAAACAGUUUGAUUUGCUAUGAGUUCAGAUGAAAAAAAAAAGGCAUAGAUUACACAUCCUUUCCAUUCACUGGAUGUUUUUUGUGCAUUAAUCUGCUUUCAUGACUGAUGAUGGAUGUGUGUCUUGCAGCGGGAGGUUCAUCUAGCAUUCUGCUUUAAUGUGAAGAUAUGCGAUGCCAGCAAGGUUUUACUAUUUAAUUUGGUGAUGUGAUAAAGUGUCAUCACCCUCCAGUUGCCAUAUUGAACUAAAGUGAAUGAAUUUCUCUGGUUGAUGAUAAAAAUGUUAAGAGGAAACUUUGUAUUCUGACUAUGAUGUUAAAUUUAUGCAAGCCUUAAAAUUGAAAUGACCAAGUGUACGUUUUUUCCUCUUUUUUUCUGACUUUAAGGUUUUAUUGAGACCUUCAUUGUCUUUGAAAUGUAUUAAAGAUACCCUAAAUAAAGAUAUAAAGGUG